AUGGAAUUUCAUCCAUUCCAGGAGCUCCCCAUCGAGCUUCGUCAACUCAUUUGGGAAUGCUCCCUCCACGAGCACCUCGUCAUCGAUGCACCAAGACCAGUCUGCCGCAUAAUUACGCCAGGGAACAAGUUCGGCCAUCCCAAGCAUCCACCCAAGCUGGUAACUCAUGAAUACUAUGCCCUGGGACAUGUCUGCCGUGAGUCACGCGAUGUCCUCCACCGGUCUGGUCUAAUCAAUUCCUCUCGCGGCUAUGUGCCUGCGACCGACGUGCUCUUCAUCGACGACUAUGAUGCCUGGAGGGGUCUGGAGCACACCACGAUGCGUGGGAUCUACCACCUCGCCCUUUCAUCUGAGUUCUGUUACGAUUUGCUGAAAAAAUCAAAUCACUCGGCAAGGCGGUCUAUUGCUUGGAAUAGCCACUUCUUGCUCCAACAGGCACCCUUCUUCCUUGACGUGCUGAUGGCAUGCCCCGAGCUCAAGAGCACCUCUGUAAUUUUCCCAUCCCUCGAAGAGGACAUGCCAUUUUUCGCCGACCACUUUCCCCCGCUUGCUAAUCGCCCGUCUUUCCUAAAGGCAGUGCCUUACUCGGAGACAAAGAACAUACGAAUCCGAGGGCCCUACACCUACGGGUCGUGGUUGCGGGGAGGAGCAAAUACGAAACGAAAAUACCUUGGGUCGUUCAUCAAAGACGUCAACGAAGUAUGGCGACAAACAUUGAAUUGUAACCAGGGCAAUAAUGAUCCUCGCCGAAGCAUCAAGGUGCAGGCUGGAGUCCUCCAGUGCCUAGAAGAGCCGUUCAAGGUCCCGGAGUGA
This is a messenger RNA of Diaporthe amygdali, 813 nucleotides long. RefSeq lists its product as uncharacterized. The coding region runs from base 1 to 813 and encodes 270 amino acids. The record is from RefSeq and is a predicted model, not a curated record. The transcript has a single exon. NCBI's taxonomy places the organism in Eukaryota, Fungi, Ascomycota, Sordariomycetes, Diaporthales, Diaporthaceae.